UUACCGAUAACGGAUAUUAUUUGAUAACAGCAAUACUAAACCCGUAAUGUAAAUUUAAAAUCGUUUACAAUAACGCAUUAUUCAUUCUUCGAUAGAUACUAUACAGUUUUUUCAUACCCAUAAGAGUGUAGUAAAAUACCAAAAUGAACAAGCGUAAAUUAGAAGAAGAAGUUUUUCAGCACAACAAGUUUGAGAAGUUAAAUAAUGUGGCAGACUCCGAAGACGACGACGAUAGCGUGGACGAAAAGAACUACGAUGUUAUGCAAGAACAAGACAUCGAAGGGCAAGAAGACGGAGUGGUUGGUCAAGAUGGCGAAAUACGAAUAACACCUUUUAAUAUGCAAGAGGAACUCGAAGAAGGCCAUUUUGAUACAGAAGGAAUGUAUCAUUGGAAAAAGGAAAAAGAAAUACAAGAUAACUGGCUAGAAAAUAUUGACUGGUGUAAAAUUAAAGAUAUGUCAAAGGAACCGAAAAAAUCAGACGACACAUUGGAUGAUCUUACGACGUUCAAUGUUAUUGCAGCGUAUAAAGAAAUCAUAAACAUGAUGCAGCCCAAGGAAACAAUUUCAAAAGCGCUGAGACGUCUGGGAGGAAAUAAAAGACUGACAACGGCUGAAAGAUGGAAACUGAAAAAAGCAGGAUUGAGUACCGAUGAUGGGUCUUCAACAAAAGUCACACGACUCACAGAAUUGGCAAAUCAGAUUUUAACUGCCAACGGCAAUAUGGAUGUUUAUCAAGAAACACAUGAACAAAUAAAACAAAUAAUUGAUAGAGCGGAAAACAAAGCAGGUCCAUCGACUUCGAUGGCAUCGGAUUUAGACAUGUAUGCUGAUGAUUUUGAUGAAAAAGAAAAAGAAAAAUUGGUCAACACCAGUCAGACUAGUGAAGAAGAAUCAAAACCUUCUUCAGAUAACAAGCUACAGUGGGAGUAUAAGUUUUCAUUGGAAAGCAAUGAAGUAUUCGGACCUUACGAGACCGAACAAAUGUUGAAAUGGAAAGAAGAAGAUAAAUUCAAAGAACCCAUUUGGGUACGCAAAUGUAAUUCAAAUUCAGAAUUUCAUUCGUCCAAACGUGUUGAUUUUGAUUUAUACCUUUGAGAUAUUACAUUGUACAUGUUUGUACAACAGUUAAGGUAUAAAAUCUGAUAAUUAUGUUGAACAUAUUCAAUACUAGAAAUAAUUAUCGACAUACUAAGUUCUUAAUGUCUAUUUACUUACUUUUAAAAUAUCGCUAAUAUAUAAUAACGAAAUAGUAAUUAUUAAAAGAAUAUGGCAUUGUAUUCUGUUAUUAUAAAAGAAAUCAUCUUAUUUUAAAUUUACCUUCAAUUUUAUU
This is a messenger RNA of Adelges cooleyi (spruce gall adelgid), 1332 nucleotides long. RefSeq names its product CD2 antigen cytoplasmic tail-binding protein 2 homolog (gene holn1). Bases 144 to 1097 code for a protein of 317 amino acids. Lineage: Eukaryota; Metazoa; Arthropoda; Insecta; Hemiptera; Adelgidae. The transcript has 5 exons. Gene Ontology annotation, cellular component: U5 snRNP. Gene Ontology annotation, molecular function: protein binding. The record is from RefSeq and is a predicted model, not a curated record.